UUUUAUGGAGUCCGUGCCCCAGAGCAGGUCUUCCGGAAGUACCAGUGUCUUCUGGGGAACCCUGACAAGAAGCUCCAAAAUGAAAAUUCCCCCCAGGACAUCCCAAUGACCACCAGGAUAAGGAUCGUGCACUUCAUCCUGCGGAACACGGUGACACCUGACUUGGAGAAGCUGCACGGCCUGAUGAAGAAAAACGUGUUUGAGGCAGCGUUUCCCCUGCAUGAGAAGGAAGCUGUAAGGGAAUUCUCCAGGGACAACUGGGCUCGCUGGAGAGGUGUAUUUAACCAGCAGCCAAUUGAGAAGAUCAGGUGCUAUUUUGGUGAGAAGGUGGCCUUAUACUUCGCCUGGCUGGGCUGGUACACCUACCUGCUGGGUUUUGCUGCACUGGCUGGGGUGGUGACCUUCGUGGCUGGGAUUACUCUCUUCAGUUCCAGCCAGGUGAGCAGGGAGAUCUGUGAGGCCAACACCACCAUCAUGUGCCCGCUCUGUGACAAGAAGUGCCCCUACUGGGUCCUCUCCGACACCUGCACCUACGCCAAGGUCACUCACAUGAUUGACAACGAGGCCACAGUCCUUUUUGCCAUAUUCAUGGCCCUCUGGGCCACUGUGUUCCUGGAGCUGUGGAAGAGGCAGAGAGCCACUGUGGUCACCAACUGGAACCUAUACGGGUGGGAUGAGGAAGAGGAGGAGCUGGCUAUGGAACUGAUCAAUAACUUACAGCAUGAACCCCGGAAGUACCAGCACUCCUACUUCCGCAGCACCAUCAUCCUCCUCUUGGUCCUGCUGAUGAUCCUGGUGCUGAUCGGCAUCGCCCACGCGCUCGUCAUCUACCGCGUGAUCGCCACGGCGCUCUUCGCCCAGAGCGGCCUGGGGCUGCUGCGGGAGCAGGCCGACACCACGGCCGUCAUGACGGGGGCCGUGCUGCACUACCUCACCAUCGUCAUCAUGACCAAGAUCAACAGGCGCGUGGCCCUCUUCCUCUGCGACCUCGAGAAACCACGGAGCUUCUCGCAGCGGGAGAAAAACUUCACCAUGAAGAUUUUUACCUUCCAGUUCUUCACAAACUUCUCCUCGCUCAUCUACAUUGCCUUCUUCCUGGGACGGAUCAACGGCCGCCCAGGGCACUACGUGCGCAUCGCCGGCCGGUGGAGGCUGGAGGAGUGCCACCCCAGCGGAUGCAUCACUGACCUCUUCAUCCAGAUGGCCAUCAUCAUGCUGCUCAAGCAGACCAUCAGCAAUGUGAUGGAGUAUCUCAUCCCCUGGAUAAGCCACAAGCUACGCAAGAGCCAUAAGCGCCCCAAGAAGAGGAGUAUAUUUCUGGGAGAGGAGGAGGAGGCUGAGGACCCCUGCAAAAGGCAGUGGCUGAAGAACUAUGAGCUCAAUGAGGUCAACGUCUUCAGCUUGUUCGACGAGUUCUUGGAGAUGAUGAUCCAGUACAGCUUCACCACCAUCUUUGUCGCUGCCUUCCCCCUGGCCCCGCUCCUGGCGUUCUUCAACAACAUGUUCGAGAUCCACAUGGACGCCAUCAAGAUGGUGCGGCUGCACCGGCGCAUGGUGCCCAGGAGGGCCAACGACAUCGGGAUCUGGCUCCAGGUCCUGGAGGCCAUUGGCAUCCUGGCUGUCAUCGGGAACGGGCUGGUGAUUGCCAUCACCUCUGACUUCAUCCCCAUGCAGGUCUACAACUGCUCCACGGGGUACAUCAACCACAGCCUCUCCAUCUUCCACAUCCGGGAUUUCGAGCCUGACAUUGGUAUGCCUGAGAUGCUGCCAAACUUUGACAGGGACGAGAUCAAGGAGUGCAGGUACCGGGAUUACCGGAACGCCGACGACUACUCCUACACCAUGCAGUUCUGGCACGUCUUGGCAGCCCGGCUUGCCUUCCUCAUCAUCUUCGAGCACGUGGCUCUGUGUGUCAAGCUGAUCGCAGCCUGGUACAUCCCCGACGUCCCCCAGAAGGUCAAGAAUGAGCUUCUGUGCAGAAAACACACUGACCUGCGUAAAGAACUGAGCAUGAUGGAGUACUCCACCGAGGUGUAGCCACCGCUCACCCAGGAGAAGGAGAACACGGACUUGAGCCCCCUCCCCAGCCUGGCAGUGCCAGGGGUGCUGGAUGAACCCCCAGCACAGUGCCACGUGUGACUGAGCUGGACUUGAACUGGGAAGUGAUGCCCAGACAGUGGCUUUGCAGGAGCAGGAUGCUUUCCGACUUGGAAAGGAAGGACGCUGUGGCAGAGCUGGGAUGUGCCUCCCCUGCACACGGAGUAGCUGGGACAGAGCUGUGGCGCUGGGGACAAACCUGGGGGCAGCACCCGGCUGGGCUGCAGGAGGUGACCUAAGUCCUCCUCACUCGCUGCCUUAAGCACAGGAAACACCAGUUACCUCAUUCCAGGUUCCCUCUCCAGGCCUUUUUUUGCACUUUGGCCUCUUUUUCCACUGCCUUCCGUGACCUCCCCAUUCCGCACCACUGGGGAACAUGAGUCCCUCUUUCACUGCAGUCCUCCUCGGCAUGAUUCCCACGUGGCUGCAGCUCUGACCUGCUGUUUCCCUAGAAAAAAUGCUGUUGUUAUCCUGACUGAGUUUAGCUCCAGGCUCAGCCGAGUCCUGACAGUUGUGCCUGGCCCAACUACCACCAGCAAACAGUAAAUAAACACAACCCACACGCGGACACACAGACUUUCACCUGCUGCCUGGUGUUGCUCCUGCCUUCCUCCUCUGCCAUCCCCAACACCCAAAGAAACUGUGCCCCAAAACCUUUCCUUGUCUCACUGGGGACAAUCGUG
Molecule: messenger RNA, 2780 nt
Organism: Chiroxiphia lanceolata (lance-tailed manakin)
Lineage: Eukaryota; Metazoa; Chordata; Aves; Passeriformes; Pipridae
Gene: ANO9
Product: anoctamin 9
Exons: 21
Coding region: 106-2037 (643 amino acids)
Biological process (GO): chloride transmembrane transport
Cellular component (GO): plasma membrane
Molecular function (GO): protein dimerization activity; chloride channel activity
Source: RefSeq, a predicted model, not a curated record